CGUCUUGCGCGGUGCUGGCAGAGGCGCGGUGAAGCAGGCAAGAUCACAGUGUAGACAUAGCUUCUCCGGCAAUGGACGGCAUUGUCAGUGAUGUUGCAGUUGGCGUAAAGAGAGGCUCGGACGAGCUGCUGUCCGGCAGUCUGUACAACAGCCCAAGCUCUGUCACAGCCAAUGGCAAUGACAGCAAAAAACUGAGGGUGGAUGACAGGAUGGACAGCCCGCCAUCCCGGGUCCUCCACAUCCGAAAACUGCCCAAUGAAGUGGCCGAGACCGAGGUCAUUGCCCUGGGGCUCCCCUUCGGGAAGGUCACCAACAUCCUAAUGCUGAAAGGAAAGAACCAGGCGUUCCUGGAGCUUGGAACAGAGGAGGCAGCCGUGACCAUGGUGAACUACUACACAGCCGUGACGCCUCAUGUUCGCAAUGUUCCCGUUUUCAUCCAGUACUCCAAUCACAAAGAGCUCAAGACAGACAAUGCUCUCAACCAGCGUGCGCAAGCUGUCCUUCAGGCGGUGUCGGCCGUCCAGGCCGGCGGCACGCCCACCUCAGGGUCGACGGCGAGCGAGAGCGCGCUGACGCCGGCGCCCAGCCCCGUGCUCAGGAUCAUCAUCGACAACAUGUUCUACCCCGUCACCUUGGACGUCCUGCAGCAGAUCUUUUCGAAGUUUGGGACCGUCAUGAAAAUCAUCACAUUCACAAAGAACAAUCAGUUCCAGGCCCUGCUGCAGUUCAGCGAUCCCGUGAAUGCCCAGCAGGCCAAACUGUCCUUGGACGGGCAGAACAUCUACAACGCCUGCUGCACACUGCGCAUAGACUUCUCCAAGCUGAUCAACCUCAAUGUCAAGUACAACAACGACAAGAGCCGCGACUACACCCGGCCGGAGCUCCCGGCGGGCGACGGGCAGCCCGCCAUCGACCCAUCGGUCGCCGCGGCCCUCACUAAGGACUCCUCAUCGCUGCUCGGUACCCCAUCUGGAAUGGUAGCUUCCUACUCUAGUGGUGGAGGGUUUCCGUCUUCUCUUGGGUUCGGACAAGGAGGAGGAGCUCUGAGUCCACUGAGCGCAGCAGCGGCGGCAGCAGCAGCUGCCGGGCGGGUGGCGCUGUCCGGGCACUCUGGAACCAGCGGCGUGCUCCUGGUCAGCAAUCUCAACGAAGAGAUGGUUACGCCCCAAAGUCUGUUUACCCUCUUCGGGGUUUAUGGUGAUGCUCAGCGCGUGAAGAUUCUGUACAAUAAGAAAGACAGCGCGCUCAUACAGAUGGCUGAUGGAAACCAAGCCAAGCUCGCUAUGAGCCACCUGAACGGCCAGAAGAUGUAUGGAAAGAUUAUCCGGGUGACUUUAUCAAAGCACCAGACGGUACAGCUGCCGAGGGAGGGGCUGGACGACCAGGGGCUCACCAAGGACUUCACCAACUCCCCACUGCAUCGCUUCAAGAAGCCCGGGUCCAAGAACUUCCAGAAUAUCUUCCCCCCGUCUGCAACCCUUCACCUGUCUAACAUCCCGCAAGAUGUGACGGAAGAGGACCUCCGACUCCUGUUCUCAAAUUCUGGUGGCACUGUGAAAGCUUUCAAGUUUUUCCAAGACCACAAAAUGGCGCUCCUGCAGAUGGCGACGGUAGAAGAAGCCAUCCAAGCCCUGAUCGACCUCCACAAUUACAACAUGGGAGAAAACCAUUACCUGAGGGUCUCCUUCUCCAAGUCGACCAUCUGAGCGUGAUGACGGACCGAUCCACGCCCGUGGCGCUGCUGCCCGUUGACUUGUGUCCAGACACUGGGGACCACAGUUUGACAUUUUACGUUUCGCCAGUCAUUCCUCAACAUGACGGAUUAUCAGAAAAACAACUCGCCGAGAAGGCAGGCGCUAACGUCUGCUUCGGAGAUGCGCGUCCCCCUCAUUUGUAUAUGUUAGGCAGGCCAUUAACUGUUUCCAUUUCGUCAUACGAAGGAAGCAAAUUCCUCUUUUUAUUAGAUUGAAUUGAAAAGCUAUGUGCCUUACUCGACGAAAUAGCAUAAACGCAUCGCAUCCCUACCUUUGCGUAAAUGGGGAUAGUGUAGGCACAUUAGUUCUGUUAAUGUAAGAAGUGGAUUUGUAUAAACAUUAGGUUUUAACCAUGCUUAUCUGUACAGUUUGUGUUCCGCUAUAGAAGUGUAGCUCUUAAUAGCUCUAUGAUUUAUGAAGUUCUGCAGCUUAGUUUAUUUCAUUGUUUUGCUGAAUUCAUCCUAGCUAUUAAGGAGGAAAGAACGAACGGAGAUCAGGACUGACCUGAGAACAGUUGGUUUUGGGACGAGACCACGCAUUUCACUUAAGCUAUUUAGUUGCUUUAUCCAGACAACCAAAGAUAAAGCUUAACCCUAACUGAAAUUCUGUAAGAACAUCUUAACCUUUUGUUUUCUGUUUACACACCUCACCGCUUAGGAGUAUAGUAUUAAUGUUGCAUAUUACGACCGAAUAUGCUUUAUAGAUGUUCUUUGACCUUACUUGCAUAUGUGCAUUUAUUUUGCCAUUUCUGUUUGUUUGUUUGUGUCCAAGGAUUGACAAUGGCUGUGAAGUUUUGAGCAUGUAUUGGCAGAACUAGUUAGUUCCAGAACAAACCACUGUUGCAUGCAUUACACAGAGCUAACGGAAGUUGAGGUGAGCGUUGCAAGUCUGGCUACAGUGCAGUCAUCGUGUAGCAGUCAGCUGAAGAGGAACUACCUGUCGGGACCAAAGUUUAUGUGCCUUUAGUCUUAAUUUACAUCACAUUGUAAAAUUCAGUUUUAUCGAACCUCUGAAAAAAAUUUUGUAAUUUAAAAAAAAUUGCGACUGCGAAUCUUGAACGGAAUUCUCCGAACAGUAAUGCCACAGUGUCAGCUGAACCUGUCACCGCUUCAAGAAUGAAUCUCCUCUCCUCAAAAGGGGCGAUAAGAAAAACAAUUAUGUGGUCUGUGUCAAGGGAGGUGGGGGGGAUGUAUGUGUUCUACAUCCGUUGAGUUUUUACAUCUUUAGAAGUGUAAAAUUCAGGCAUAGCUUGGAAGCGGAAACGAUUAAAAACUUCAAUUUUCUAACAAGUCGGGAGAUUUGACGGUCGUGUGUUUUGUUUUGUUGUUUUUUUUUUCCCCUCUCUCUGCGUGUACUCUUGCCUCUCCUCUGUAGCAUGCUCAAUAAAACACUUCUGUAGCUCUGCAUUCACCACCUCCUGUCUCUCUGCUGCCUCUCUCUCUUCUCUCUGGUUCCUCACCUCACUUCGCUUCUGACAUCACCUUCUCUCGCAGGGUGGGAAAGACGAGGCCGCCUCUCGCGGUGGCUCAACAGGGUGCCCAAUGCGGAGGAGCUGAACUGAAACUGAACUAAUCGAAACCCUUUUCCUCAGCUGAAGGGUAAAUUUUCCCACCCUGUGCUAGGCUAUUGCUUAGCCUAUUCCAGAUCCCCCCCCCUUCCCCCCCUGCGAAGUUCAGCACUGUUUCUGUCCCUAGUUGUACUUACUAAUAAGUCUGCAAGGCUCUUGCGCCACUCUGUUGCAAAUCCAUCCUUCACCACUUCUCUGCUGUAGAGACCUCUCUACCUAAUCUCGGCUCUCAGAAAAAUGCUUGUUCGGUGCGUUAACUCUAAACUGUUGAUCUGGAUGAUUUUUGACAGUUGGUUGAAAUAAUUAGUUUUAUUGUGGGGGGUUAUUUUUUUGUUGCUAGGAUAAAGCUCAUGUGUCCUUGUAAGGUUUUUUACAUUUUUGAAGGCUUGCCUGUGUACUGUUCACCAGCAGUUUUUGGAGCACAAGCCUUUCUGUAUGUUUGUAAGUUAUGGCCAAACUAUGAUGGCUGAAAUCACACACAUACCUCAAGCCAGGUAGCUGAAAACCAAUGUGUUCUCAAA
Messenger RNA from Megalops cyprinoides (Indo-Pacific tarpon), 3842 nucleotides. RefSeq names its product polypyrimidine tract binding protein 2b (gene ptbp2b). Gene Ontology annotation, biological process: regulation of RNA splicing; mRNA processing. Gene Ontology annotation, cellular component: nucleus. Lineage: Eukaryota; Metazoa; Chordata; Actinopteri; Elopiformes; Megalopidae. Gene Ontology annotation, molecular function: mRNA binding. Bases 72 to 1706 code for a protein of 544 amino acids. The record is from RefSeq and is a predicted model, not a curated record. The transcript is spliced from 14 exons.